Molecule: messenger RNA, 2283 nt
Organism: Arxiozyma heterogenica
Lineage: Eukaryota; Fungi; Ascomycota; Saccharomycetes; Saccharomycetales; Saccharomycetaceae
Gene: RRN5
Product: Rrn5p
Exons: 1
Coding region: 1-2283 (760 amino acids)
Biological process (GO): transcription initiation at RNA polymerase I promoter; nucleolar large rRNA transcription by RNA polymerase I
Cellular component (GO): RNA polymerase I upstream activating factor complex
Molecular function (GO): RNA polymerase I general transcription initiation factor activity; rDNA binding
Source: RefSeq, a predicted model, not a curated record
AUGGGUAGAAUAAGGAAAAGAAACUUGAGGCAAGAUGGUAAGAAAUCAAUCGAUAUUAUAAAAUUAUCAAAUAAUGGUCAUUCGGGAAGAUGCAUAAAUUAUUAUGAUGUGACGACACAAUAUAUCAAAUGGUACAAUAGAGAAGUCACCAAUUUUUUUGAUUGCACACCAAAUAUGUAUCCGAAAUUACAUUCUUCCUACGUUCAUGUCAAUAGUACUUAUGAAUUUCAUAAACAUAAAAGUGAUCAAGCAAACGCUGUUUCAGAUGCCGAGUAUGAUGAGAUGGGUGAAUUAGACGAGGAGAGUGAAGUGAUUGAGUAUGGUUCUUUUUGGACAUCAAGUGAGAAAAGAAUGUUUUUUAAUCUUUUAAGCAGAUAUUCAAUUCAUAGACUAGAUGAUUGGUACCCAUAUUUUAAUGGUACAAAGAGCAAAAUAGAAGUAUUAACAUACUAUAAUGUAUUACAGAGAAACCUGAAAUCAGUUAAAGAGAGAUUACCUAACCUUUUGUAUAAAUAUGAGGAUUAUCCUAUAUCGUAUGAGAUGGAUGACAAUUUUAUUGAAUUCGAUGAACAUAUGAGUCAAAGACUAAUUGAUAAAGAUGAAUUGGAAUAUUAUUAUGAUAAUGAACCGGUGAACAGUAAUAACAACAGCAAUAUCCAAAGUAACGGGAAUAGCAAUAAUAAUAAUAACAAUAAUAAUAACAAUAACAAUAAUUUAAUUGUGAAUUUUGACAAAUGGAAUCAAAUAUGGAACCAAUUUUAUCGAAAGAGUAUUAAUGAUGAUAAGAAUAUGGAUGUCGAUACAAGAUAUCCGGAAUUCAUUGGAGAUGAAAUGAAUUAUAAACAAGAUUCCAACAAACUUUAUGAAAUCCAAAAGGAGAUAAUAGAAUUGAAGGGGAAAGAACAUAGAGUAUUACAAUAUACACCUGUGGAUGAAAAUGAAACAAAUAAUGCCAUAACAACAACAACAAUAAAAAGAGGGAAAAGAAAAACAAUUCAACCAUUACCACUUAAUAAAGAAUCUAUGGAAUACAUUGAAACAUGUGUUAGAAAUUACAUUCGAGAUAUUUUAUAUUUUACGAUACUGUCAAGAAUUAAUAAAAGAAGUAUUCAUGGAGACCAUGUAAAUAGGUUAUUUCGAUAUAAUAAUAGGAUGAAUUUCAAGAAGAUAUUAAAUAAAAAAUAUAGGAAAGCUAUUAAAUUGUCAGUGAAGAAUAAAGAAAGAGAUUAUAUAAUAAGGAAUAAAAGGAAUAGUAAUAAUAAUAAUAAUAGCGAUAAUGAUAAUGAUAAAGAGGAAGGAGAGGAAGGAGAGAAAGCAGAUAAGAAUGAUAGGAUGUUGUAUCCACAUGUCAUUACUAAAGAAGAGAUCUUUAAGGGGAUCAUACUAAUGAGACAGGAUAGACCCAAAAGGCAUAUUGAAAUGAAUAAAUCUAUUGAAGUUAUUAAUACAAUAAACAAAUUUGAAAUGAAAUUGGAUGAUAAAGAUGUUAGUAAUAAUAAUAAUAAUAAUAAUAAUAAUAAUAAUAACAUGAUGAUGAUGAAAAUAUUUAAGGAAAGAUGGUUUUUACGGUCACUAAUAAAUGAAAUGGUAUAUGAUAAAUUAAAUCAUCCAAUCCCAAUAGUAAUUAAUAACACUAAUUAUAAUGAUAUAGAUAUAUAUGAUGAUAUUAAGAGUACUAAUAGUGGAUUUGAAAGAGGAAAUAAUAGUUACGAUUAUGAUAUAAAUCUACAAAGUGAAUAUAGUAGGUUGAUUAAGAACCCAAUUGAUCAAGAAUUGAAAAUGAUAAUUGGAUUAAUGAGAAAGGGUACACUUUCUAUAUCCAAAAGAGGUAAUAAAAUAAAGAUAAAUAGUGAAGAAGAGAUAACGAUGCAAAGGAAGAAUAAAUAUAACUUUGAAAUAGUAAACGAUGAUAGUAGUUAUAUUGAAUGGGGAUCAAUAAUUAAUAAGAUAUUGAAUAAAAGAUUAGAUAACGAGUUAGAGUUAAGAUUGAUAGAGAGAGAGAGAGAGAAUCUUGAAAGAAAAGAUCAGUUGAAAUCAAGACAAUAUUUAGAUACAUUAUAUCAUUAUUUUGGUAGUAUAUUAAGUAUGACCCCACCUGGAACUGGUGGGAACAGCCAUCAUUAUAGUGAUAGUAAUAAUAUAAUUACCAAUAGAUUAUAUGUUAUGAUAGAUGAGGAUGACAUGGGAAGGGAAACAAGAGAAGAAGAAGAAGAAGAGGAAGAGGAAGAGGAGGAUUAUAUAUGGCCAUCUACUGUCAAAGUGUUUGAGAGAAUGAAUUUCUAA